AUGUCGAGUGACGAAGUUGCUGCCACCGGAAAGGGUAAAAAACCGGCUUGUAAGAUAUGCUGCGCGUGCCCAGCGGAACGUCAGGCGCGUGAUGAAUGCACUCUUCUAAAGGGUGUAGAAGCCUGCCAAAAGGAAAUUGGGGCAUUCUACAAAUGCCUGCUCCAUGAGGGAUUUUCGGAAGAGGAAGUCGAGCGUCUCCGAGGGAGUGUCCGGAGUUUUUAG
This is a messenger RNA of Trypanosoma brucei brucei TREU927, 222 nucleotides long. RefSeq names its product cytochrome c oxidase copper chaperone, putative. Gene Ontology annotation, cellular component: mitochondrial intermembrane space. The coding region runs from base 1 to 222 and encodes 73 amino acids. Gene Ontology annotation, molecular function: copper chaperone activity; copper ion binding. The record is from RefSeq and is a predicted model, not a curated record. The transcript has a single exon. NCBI's taxonomy places the organism in Eukaryota, Euglenozoa, Kinetoplastea, Trypanosomatida, Trypanosomatidae.